Messenger RNA from Rhodofomes roseus, 1916 nucleotides. RefSeq names its product kinase-like domain-containing protein. Gene Ontology annotation, molecular function: protein serine/threonine kinase activity; ATP binding. The transcript has 3 exons. Bases 321 to 1793 code for a protein of 490 amino acids. Lineage: Eukaryota; Fungi; Basidiomycota; Agaricomycetes; Polyporales; Fomitopsidaceae. Gene Ontology annotation, biological process: intracellular signal transduction; protein phosphorylation. The record is from RefSeq and is a predicted model, not a curated record.
CCAGAAUUGUGCGGACAGUAUAAUCAUACUGUCCGCAUAAUUCUGGGCUCGGCACGGACGAGCGACGCGACGGUCGCGCGUGCGCCCCCGAACCUAGCACUGCGCGCGAGGGAGAGGGGAGAUGAGUGAGGAAGAAAUGGUACCGAAAAAGGAAAGUAGGUGUGCGGAAGACGGAAGACGGAUGGCGAAGACCAAGUCACCAGUCAGGUGCAUGACAGCGUAUAAAUACGCUGCGUACUCGCCAAGUUCUGGUCCACACAUUUCGAACUUCACGCUCAUCGGCACCGGUUGCCAACUAUCGUUCUUUCCACGUCUUCGUUAUGCCUCGCCGUUCGCAUACUCUCCACGAUCUCUCGAUGAAGUUGAUCGACAGCGGUCGACUUCAACUGCUCGAAGUCCUAGGCGCAGGCGCCUUUGGAACUGUAUACCGCGCCCACGACCGCGACUGCUUUGGGUCGCCCACCUUCCGCGCGGUCAAGGUGAUGCACAAGGUCACCGACCGCAGGUCGGAACGAGGCAAGCUCCUCGAGCGCGAAAUCAUGCACCACACAUACGUCUCCGGUCACCCGAACAUUGUCAAGCUCCAUCGCAUCGCCCACGACUCCAACUACGUCUAUGUCGUGCUCGACUUCGUUUCGGGAGGCGACCUUCUCGGCCUCAUCCUGAAACACCGGAUCGCGAGGAACGACGAGCUCAUACGGACCAUACUUAUUCAAUUGGUGGAUGCCGUGUAUGCGUGCCACCAGAACGGCAUCUACCAUCGCGACAUGAAGCCGGAGAACAUCCUUGUCAACGAGGAUAUGAGCAGCGUCUUCCUGAGCGACUUCGGUCUCUCGACCAAGAGCUCAGGUAGGAGCAUCAUGUUCCGCGUGGGGACGGCGAACUAUAUGAGUCCAGAAUGCUACAAUGCGACUGGACUAUGGGACGACUACGACCUUCGGCGCAACGACAUAUGGGCAAUUGGGAUGAUCGCCGUCUGCAUGAUCGCCGGUCGUUGUCCUUGGAGACGAGCAUCCACCUCGGACGAGAAUUUCUGCGCCUAUGUCGAAGAUCACCGCUACCUUCGAGCGGUGCUGCCGAUCUCCGAGGAGAUGGACGAGAUCCUCAGGCGCAUCUUCACCAUACGAGAGGAGGAUUGCAUCGACAUCCUCGAACUGCGUCAGCUCCUAAUGAACGUCGAGACGUUCUACGUGACCGAAGCGGAGCUCGAGCACGCGCCCCCGCCAGUCAAGGCGAUCUACGAGCUAUACCCGCCAUGCCUGAACCCGGAGGGUGACAUAACGCUCGUCGAUGACGAGUCCUCGUCUGUCUACCUCUCGACGUCUGGAGAAACAUCCGGAUCUCGAUAUACCGAAGAACGCGCGCCCAGCACGUUCCCUCGUCCUGCGCUGGACAUCGACGCUAGUCCAUGCAGCAGGUUCGUCAACGAAUCGGAGCUGCCAAUGAUUCCUGAGGAAGAGAGUCCUCCCCCUCCCCCUCUCGACGUCCCUGCCGUCCCCGAACGUGCCUUCACCCUUGGUACCACGGGGUCCUGCUCGACAUGCGACACCUCCGACUCCGACUUCGAUUCAUCCUCUGAGGAGGAAAGCGACGGCCCUAUCACUCCCGAGACCCACGCGCAGGAUCCGGGUGUCGCCGUCCCAGAGCUUUCUGAAGGAGCGGGGUUGGGUGCGCAGGCGGUCAAGUUCAGCUUCGAACCGUUCGAGAAGACACGACGGAGUCUCACAGGGCCACAGUUCCGUGUCCUCAGUGGGUUGAUGGAGAGUGUCAGCCGCAUGCUUACAACUAUGUAAUGGACAGCCUAGAUCGGACUACACAUCUAUUACGCACAUUCGCAUUACAAUUUAUGACAAUGGUAUUAGUAGGACUCACUAGGAUCGGUAGAAUAAAAAUAUGAAGUUCAUGAAAUGCGUGCA